AUGGCAAGGGUAGAGUAUUGGCCUCGAUAUGGUCUUGAGAAUUACACAUUCGUUUUUCCAUUCGAAAAAAGUUUUGAUUCUGUACAAUCCACCAAAUGGAUGCAGCACAAUUGGCUUCAUUCAGUAUCAUCAUCGGUUUUGUACGUUAUUGCCAUAUAUGCUGGACAAAAGAUUAUGCAGUCGCGUAAACCAUACUCAUUGCGCAUACCAUUAAUUUUAUGGAAUUUUUGUUUGGCGGUCUUUUCGGUUGUCGGUGUUUUACGAAUGAGUCCAGAAAUGUGGUGGAGUGUGACUGCAAAUUCACUUGAAUAUUCUAUUUGUACGGCAUCAUUCGCGCAAGGCGUUACUGGCUUUUGGACGGAGAUGUUUGCAAUGUCGAAGAUAAUGGAAUUUGGUGAUACGGCAUUUCUUGUGUUACGAAAGCGACCAUUGUUAUUCCUGCAUUGGUAUCAUCACGUUACAGUUUUAGUCUACACUUGGCAUGCAUAUAAAGAUCAUACAGCAUCGGGACGUUGGUUUAUUUGGAUGAAUUAUACGGUGCAUGCCUUCAUGUAUACCUAUUAUGCGUUGCGUGCAUUACAUAUACGUCUACCGAAAGUAGCCGCAAUGAUGUUAACCGUCCUACAAAUUCUUCAGAUGGUCGGCGGUGUUACAAUAGGAAUUUCAAUUCUUAACAUCAAAUUAGCCGGUCGUGAAUGUCAACAAACUUGGGAGAAUCUUUAUUUCUCAUUCACAAUAUAUCUGUCAUAUUUUCUACUCUUCUGCAACUUUUUCUAUCAUGCAUAUAUUAAAAAGAACAACCGAUAUGAAUCAUUGCAAAAGGAAGAUGUAUUGAAGACAACGAAUCACUUGAACAUUCAAGGAGAGCAACAGCAGCAUCUGAAUGGAAUGACGACUACAACAGUGAAGUAUGAUGAUGAAGCUGCGACAAAAGGUGGUCUUAAGAGAAGAGCGGUACGGGCCGAUUGA
Molecule: messenger RNA, 969 nt
Organism: Anisakis simplex (herring worm)
Lineage: Eukaryota; Metazoa; Nematoda; Chromadorea; Rhabditida; Anisakidae
Source: the annotation of a GenBank genome assembly